AUGAAAUUGUUGGUGGUACUCAGUUUAGUGGCGUUAGUCGCGGCGGCGCCGAAGCCCCAAGCUCCCCGCCAAGCUGCUGCAGCUAACCCACAGGAAGUGCAAAUCUUGAAGCUCGAAACAGAGAACGACGGACUCGGCUCGUACAGAUAUGCUUUGGAACAAAGCGAUGGAACGAAGAAGGAGGAGCAAGGAGAACUGAAAAACGCUGGAACUGACGAUGAAGCUAUCUCCGUGCGGGGUUCAUACAGCUGGGUUGGUCUAGACGGUGUCACAUACACGGUUACAUAUGUGGCUGAUGAGAACGGCUUCCAACCGACCCUAGAACAAGGUCCCGGUGGAGUACUUUCCCCCGCCCUUAUAGCCUCACUCACCGGCUAA
Molecule: messenger RNA, 378 nt
Organism: Leptosia nina
Lineage: Eukaryota; Metazoa; Arthropoda; Insecta; Lepidoptera; Pieridae
Source: the annotation of a GenBank genome assembly